UAUAUCUUAUCUCCAUAUUUCAAGACAAUACUUAAAGAGGGAAACUCAAAACUGAAAAGUUAGUUAGUUCUUACUUUGAAAGCAAGAAUGUUGAUAAGUAUAAUUAUUACUUGCAUUUUCUUUUGCCAAGUGCAGAGUUUGACGAAAAUUCAAUCUGUGAUACCUAGGAUUCAUCCUCCGCACAAGAAUGUACGUGGAAGGAUCAUAGGGGGUGAUGAAGCUACUCCACACGCCUAUCCGUAUCAAGUUGGCCUAUCGAUAAAUGAAGGAAUGUCUCUUUGUGGUGGAAGUUUAAUUUCUAGCAAUUAUGUGCUAACUGCAGCCCAUUGUGCUAUUGUAAUAUCCACAGUGGAGGUUAUUUUGGGAGCCCACAACGUAACAGAAAAUGAAACCACACAAAUAAGACUUCAAGGAAAAGAAAUAAAAAUUCAUGACCAAUACGACGCUCGACUUCAUCGGAAUGAUAUAGCCUUGAUUAAACUGAACUUUUCUGUUCCUUUAACUUUUGCAAUUCAACCAGUAAAGAUACCGUCUGCAUCGCAAGCUGAGAAAACAUAUGACGAUCUGUUUUCUGUAGCUACUGGUUGGGGUUUAGUUGAAGACAAAUCUUUACCGACUAUCAAUGACAUGUCAGACACCUUACAAGUAUUGUCAGUGCCAAUAAUGAAUGUUGAUAUUUGUGGAGAAUAUUACAACGACGAUGAAGCUACAUAUAUAACGACAUCUAAUCUUUGCACUUCAGGAUACAAGAACAAAGGGACAUGUAAGGGAGAUUCUGGUGGACCUCUAGUGUACGAUGGAACUCUGAUUGGGAUUUCUUCCAUAGGCUCAACACGGUGCGAAGAGUGUUACCCUUCAAUAUAUACCAGAGUCGGUGCUUAUCUCGAUUGGAUCAAGAAUAAUUCAGAUGUAAUAAUCGAAUUUUGAAUAAAUAGAUUGAUUAUUGUCACAUAGAAAA
Molecule: messenger RNA, 958 nt
Organism: Harmonia axyridis
Lineage: Eukaryota; Metazoa; Arthropoda; Insecta; Coleoptera; Coccinellidae
Product: brachyurin-like
Exons: 3
Coding region: 88-927 (279 amino acids)
Biological process (GO): proteolysis
Molecular function (GO): serine-type endopeptidase activity
Source: RefSeq, a predicted model, not a curated record